CCUUUAGCUGUGUUUAAACUUCACUCCCGUUGCCUCGUCAGUUUGACUGCGAGUCACUUGGUGCCUGUGUUUGGAUUCUCCACAAUAAGAAGCAGAUGAAUUGCAGGAUAAAGGCAACACUAAAUCAGUUUCAAGUGUCUGGACCCUCUCACCAGGACAAACAGUGCUCUAUAGCACCGUCCUCUGGAAGAAAAAAAAACAUCUCAAUCAUUCUGGUGGAUUACACUUGAUCAACUCUAUGUAAUCCCUCCCUUUAUUGACGGAGCUCAGACAUUUUUUGUGUAUUCUUCACAGCUUUUGCUGCUAAAGUAUGUCAGCAAAAAUGACUUCAUAGCCAUAGACUGCAGCGUAGAAGAAAAGAUACAAAAAGCAUGGAAGAUUCAAGUACCCCCUCGACACCCAUAUUCCCCACCUCCCAUACCCCCUCCUCUCUUGGCUACUUGCAGUUCUUCUGGGAGUACCAGGACAAUUUAGUCCUUGUGGAUCAUUAUAACUACACAGGCAAGCUGCAGAAAGACCGCUACCGGGAAGGACUCAAACCCGAGGGCAUUGCGUUCCUGGUGGUGUGUCUCCUCAUUGUCCUGGAGAACGCUGUGGUUCUCAUUGCCAUUUGGAGGAACAAGAAGUUCCACCUGCCCAUGUAUUACCUGCUGGGCAACCUGACUCUGUCUGAUCUGCUGGCUGGGAUUACAUACAUGGCCAACAUCAUCAUGUCUGGACCUAAUACUUUGAAACUGACGCCGUUGCUAUGGUUCCUCAGGGAGGGAGGGGUUUUCAUCACUCUGGCUGCCUCAAUAAUUAGUCUGCUGGCCAUUGCAAUUGAACGACAUGUUACCAUGGUGACAAUGAGGCCCUACCAUGGGGCAAAGCGGGGACGGAUGUGGGCGCUGAUUGGUGCGAGUUGGGCCUUGGCAGGGUUUUUAGGGGUACUCCCAAUUUUGGGCUGGAACUGCAUCCACAGACUGGACCAGUGUUCAACAGUCCUUCCGCUUUAUGACAGGAGCUACAUCCUCUUCUGCGUGUCUGUGUUUAGCGCAGUGCUCCUGGCUAUUGUGGUCCUUUAUGUCAGAGUUUUCCGCAUUGUCCGCACCAACACACAGCGCCAGCGGCUGGGUCUGUCAGGCAGCAUGAGGAAAGGCUUAGCGAGGAAGUCUGAGAAGUACAUCGCCCUUCUCAAAACAGUCACCAUCGUGCUGGGUGUCUUCAUAGCCUGUUGGCUGCCCCUCUUCGUCCUCCUCCUGCUGGACUUUUUCUGCCCCACCCGCAGUUGUCGCAUGCUCUACAAGGCUGAUUACUUUCUGGGAGUAGCUAUGGUCAACUCGCUCCUCAACCCAAUCAUCUACACUCUGACCAGUAAGGACAUGAGGAGAGCCAUUCUGAGGCUGCUCUGUCGGCCCUGUCUGAUGACCAGAGACGGCCAGGUGAAGAAGAUUGGGAUGCCGUUCCUUGAGUGCAGUUUCAGUAAAACUGAAGUGGCAUCCCAGAAGUUAGAGGGGGGACUGGAGACAACUAUUUCCUCUGGGAACAAUAUCACCACCCCAUCUCCUGUUAAGACCCUUUAUCCAAAACUCUUCAAGUCAUGAGGAGUUUGACUGCCUGAGUACAUAAGUGUUUGAAUGGAUUUCCCACGAACAGAGGACAUGUAGUGCACCUAUAAAGAGGAAGCAGUUCUGGUAUAAUCCAAAGAUGCAGUUGGAGGGGAGGAUAUACCAUGGAAGCACAAGAUAAUCAUCUUUAAACAAAUGUCUCACCUUGACAAGUCAGAAGUGAUGCAGAACGUAGUUGCGAGAUGUUUGCAAAACAAAAUGACACUCCAAUGUGAACAAGCAAACAUACUUUUUUAUGAAUAGAAGCUUGUGACUAAUUUGCACUAAAACAUUGGAGAAACAGACAAGCAGCCUCGGAUUUAUUCUGUAAGCCCCGAGAGACUUCUUCAUGACUGGAAAAAACAUUUUCGGCAUGAAUGCUGAACAAUUUUGGUUGAAGUUGCUUCUUUUUGAAGUUUCUUUUAUUGUGAUGGUUUAAGUUACUUCAUACAGCACAAACCAGUCUGCGCAGUCUGUAAUCUGUGCGUCUGCAAACACCUGGAUUUUGCUGGUUCGAAGGCCUGUGGUGUGCUAGAUUUGUUCAGCUAAAGUACGUGAAGACACCCUACAUGUGUUACAUGAUGCAAGGAGAAAUAAAUAGUCAAAAAGAUAACAGGAAAAAGAGAAGUGGCGUUUGCUCUUAACGGUUCUUACAGCUCUGUAUAAAACUGUGUGCCACAGAUGUAGGGUUGAGCCGCCACGUUAAAUUCCCGACACUGUUUUGAUAUGUCAGAUGGUUAACCUAUCUGAUGCCAAGUGGAAAGUUGUUGGGGUUUAGUGCCCAAUUUUGUUCAAACGUCAGUCUGGCAUCUGGAGGGGGAAAACAUUUUAUUGUUCCAUCAUGACAUUUUUGCAGUUUAACUGAAACUUAAUCAGCUGUAAUUGCAAAACUUUUAUAAGUCUAAUAAAUGAUUAUAAAAAAACUCCUUAAAAAAGUGGCAGAGGAAAUUAAGAUACUGAUUUGUUGUCUGUUAGUCAGUAUUUUUAAACAGAUGCUUUCUUGCUGGACCUCACUUGAUGAAUAAGGCAAUGUAUUUUUUGUACUUUAAUUCAUGUAUUGAACUUUUUAUAUUUCUGAGACUUUUCAUAUCACCUGUAUUGUAAAUAUAUCUAUUUUGUACCAAGAAAAGACUAUCAACUCCACCUUUCUUUUCAUAAAAGAAAUAAAAUGAGUUUUUUAAAGACUUG
This is a messenger RNA of Eleginops maclovinus (Patagonian blennie), 2774 nucleotides long. RefSeq names its product sphingosine-1-phosphate receptor 5b (gene s1pr5b). Gene Ontology annotation, molecular function: sphingosine-1-phosphate receptor activity. Gene Ontology annotation, biological process: regulation of metabolic process; adenylate cyclase-activating G protein-coupled receptor signaling pathway. The coding region runs from base 372 to 1583 and encodes 403 amino acids. NCBI's taxonomy places the organism in Eukaryota, Metazoa, Chordata, Actinopteri, Perciformes, Eleginopidae. Gene Ontology annotation, cellular component: plasma membrane; cytoplasm. The transcript has 2 exons. The record is from RefSeq and is a predicted model, not a curated record.